Clupea harengus (Atlantic herring) is the source of this 1452-nucleotide messenger RNA. Its product is annotated as CD209 antigen-like protein C. The record is from RefSeq and is a predicted model, not a curated record. Lineage: Eukaryota; Metazoa; Chordata; Actinopteri; Clupeiformes; Clupeidae.
GUCCUUCCUGGUUUCUGAUGUUAGGUGUUCACACCAGUCAAGCAGUCUCACUCAGUGCGUUUCCCUGUGCCUCAUGGACCACCUCUAUGGAAACGUACAGGGGAAUAAAACUGAUGAGCGCCACAGAGGUCCAGCCUCUCAGACGACCGUAUCCACAAAGGCCCUGAUUCCACUACUGAUAGUUGGACUGGCUCUGCUUUUCAGUCUGGCAGCUCUUGGAACCAUGACAUAUCUAUAUGCAAACAAAAGAAGUGAUGAACAAAAGAAGUAUGCCUUGCUAGAAGCUCGGUAUAAGAAUUUGUCAGCUGAUUUGAAUGACACUGUUCUCAGGUUUGGCCUUCUAGAUGCACAGCACAUGGAUUUGUUGGCAACUCUCAAUGACUCAACUAAAUGUGGUUGUAGAGUUUGUCCUGAGGGCUGGAUCCAUCACAGAGGAAAGUGCUACCUGUUCCCCUCUUCCAAGAAAAACUGGGAACAGAGUCGAGACCAUUGCAUCACCUUAGGGGGUCACCUAGCCAUUGUGAAUGAUAAACAAGAGCAGGACUUUCUGGUUGCAAAAUCAAACCAAGUCUCCCACUGGAUUGGACUGAAUGAUCUGGCAGUGGAGGGACAGUGGCGUUGGGUGGACAGCAGCUCUCUCAGCGACACCAAAGCUGUUUUCUGGUUUGAUAGAUCACACCUCAAUGGAACAGAUGAGCCAGAUAACUGGAAAAAAGAGGAUCCUUCAGGGGAGAACUGCGGCUGCAUUUCCUUCAGAGGAGAUUGGCAUGACAAUUCUUGCAAAAUGAUGAAGAAAUUUGUAUGUGAGACACUUGCUACUUAUUGAGAUGUAACUAUUUCAGAAAAUGAAAUUAAAUAUUUUACUAUGAAAAUAUGUUGAAUGAUGAUGCUGAUCUGUUCGCCAUUUCGUUUUACAGACCUACUUUGCAAUAUGCUAAAAAUAGUCAAUUUUGUGAUGCUAAAAAACUGCAGGUGUGCAUAUGUGAACAAUUGGCAUGUUUGUUGUCAUGUAAAUGUCUCUACAAAUGUGUUGAUUUGACUUAAUCUGCAAAUGGAUACAAAUCUAAUAUGUGUGAUAUUGAGAGAAUGCUUCUUCCAUAUACAAAUAAUGAAUAUAAUCAGAACAUACGAGUAUGGAGUUGGGAGGCUGCCCCUCCCCUUUUUAAAUGUUUCUGUACGCACCAAAAUUAUGGAUGAGUUUUCUUUAAAAAUUCACUCAGGGUCCCAGCUGCUGUAACAUUUUUUCGCCUCUGUAGCCUACUGUCACCAAGCAAACAUUCAAGGGUGUCUGAAGACAAAGAUGAAUAUGAGUUUAUGCCCUUAUCUUAUCCUUCUAUAAUCAUUGUCUCUUAAAGUUGUUGUUAAAUUUUUGUUGUUGUAAAAAUAAAACUGCUUCUAGGUCAGGCCUACAUCUGAAGAAUAAUAGUUGACUAUGUGUCCUCUUUGCAUAGU